Messenger RNA from Microbotryum saponariae, 851 nucleotides. Lineage: Eukaryota; Fungi; Basidiomycota; Microbotryomycetes; Microbotryales; Microbotryaceae. The record is from the annotation of a GenBank genome assembly.
AUGAGUUCGACCCCUCUCAACUUUGCGCCAUGUCAGUACACCAGAACAAUUCAUCCCAGGGUUUUGGACCACUGAGCUACCUCCCUGUUGGCGAUUAGACUCUGAGCCGCCCGACGUGUCCAAAGCCCGUUGGGCGCCACCUGCGCCUUCUUCCUCCACCUCUUCCUACACCGCACAGGCACAACCACCCCACGCGUCCAGCUCGUACCAAUCAGGAGCGCCCAUCUCCUCGCUAGGUGCCAACGCCUCCUUCUCCUCCGCCGCCACACCGGGCUUUCGAACACGAUCACUGCCAGGAGGAGCGGGCGGCGCGCUCUCGACGGCGACGGAAACGACGUUGGGGUAUCGGUACGAUUAUGAAGGACCGAUGGCGUAUGCUCUGGGGCCAUUUGGGGCGGUCGGAUUGUUGGUGCUGGAGGUGGAGAAUGAUUGGGUGAGGUUCCAUGCUUGGCAGGUACGUUUUUGAGGCGCAGAGGGGUGGUCGUUGUGGGGCUCACCCGUUGGGCCCAACUUGAAGGUUCUUCUAGAUGUGCUGAUUCGGUUUGCUCGCGAAUGUGCUGCACGCAGUCGGUGUUAUUGACGGGUGUUUUGGUAUCGCUGCAUCUGGUCUGGGCCGUAUUGGGCCUGCACCUGCUCGCUUCGAUCCAACUCUUGGUCGAAUGCGCCGUGUUCAUCCUUCUGACGUGAGUUGGGUCGAGGGGUCGGGGUCGUUCAUGACGGCCAGAGGAUUGAUGUACGUAAUCGCGACGUGCGCAUGCAGAUGGCAAACUUACCGUGAUGCGGACCUAUUGGACCGGUACGAGUUGGCUUGGAUUGGCAGGAUCGCGAAUCAAUGGGUCGAGGCCGAGUGA